GUGAGGAAUCACCGCCGCCUGCGGCUCCUUUGCUGCCUCUGCUUCCUGCACAGUUUCAGAGCUGCAUAUCACAGAUGUCCACAUGAUGCUACACUCGUUUACCAGGCCUUCUGUGAGACUGCCAGAGCUGUAGGAUGUCGAUGGUGCUGUUCGCCUCUGUGGUUCGGGUCGGGGACGGCCUGCCUCUCUCUGCAUCCACCGACUAUGAGCAGGACAAGGAGCUUCAGGAAACAAAGAGGCACCUCAAAGGUCUCUCCAAGAAACUCAGCCAGUUUCCUGACCGCUGCACUCUUAAGACUGGCCCAUACAAUGUCAAUUUCACGAGCUCACUUGGAGUUGGAUACCUGAUGGUUUGCACUGCAAACUACCCCAAUGUGCUGGCCUUCUGCUUCCUGGACGAGCUACAGAAGGAGUUUCUUGUCACUUAUGACACCAAACGGAUCAGCAGCGCCGUGCGGCCGUACUCCUUCAUUGAAUUUGACACCUUCAUCCAGAAGACCAAACAGCGCUACAACAGCCCUCGUUCCCUGUCCACCAAGAUCAACCUGGCCGAUAUGCAGACGGAGAUCAAGCUGCGACCGCCCUACCAGCUCUCCCCUGAGGACCUGCAGGCUAUCAAUGGAUUCUCAGUGCACACAACCCCCAAGUACAAGGGCAUAGCUCCCACACAGAUGUUGGAGCCGGUGACACUCCCAGGCAUCGUAGCCUGUGUGCUCAGCGUCCUCUGUGGAGGGCUCAACCUGCUGCGAGGAGUCCACGCUAUAGAGAGCAUACUACAGAACGACGACGAGGACUUUAAUUAUGUGAUUGCCUUCUUCCUCGGCACAGCAGCCUGUCUGUAUCAGUGCUACCUGUUUGCCUACUUCUCUGUCUGGAGGAACAGUAAGUCCUUCCUGGCGUUUGCGUUGAUCUGUCUGUCCAACAUGUAUCUGUAUGAACUGAGGAACAUGUGGCAGAUCCUCUUCCACGUCGCGGUCGGGGCCUUCAUGACCCUGCAAAUUAGACUGAGGCAACCGCUGGGCAAAGCGCCGGACUACAAUGUCUGACGAAGACCUUCAACACAAAGGACAAACGGACCUUUUAUUCAGAUGUCCUGGAAAUACUGGAGAUGCUACUGGGGACAAAGUGGACACGAAAAACAAGCAGAGUUCAGGAAUAAAACUUAAAAAAAAAAAAAGUAAAUAAAAUGCAGCAUCAAGCAGUUCACUAAGCACUAAUGGACAGAUCUCAAUUUGGACUUUGGACAAAACUCUGGUGCCCCCUGAACCAUAUAUGGACAUUAUUGGAUUGAUUUCGGAAGUUGUCUCCUCCUGACCAUUGUCUGAUAAGGAUUUUUACUUCUUUUGAGUGCAGACAUUAUUUAGGUCAGAGUCCUGCAUGCAGGAUGUCCACUUUGGCAAACCGACUUCUCCCUGCACCCUCAAAUUUAGGCAUUGGAUCUAACCUGUUCCGUGUAACCCACAACCCCAAUAACAGCCACAUACGAAGGCUACGCAAACCUUCUAUUUUUGACUAGGAAUGCAUUGAACAAAAGUAAUAUUUGCAUUCCAGUUGUGAAAAUGAUAGUAAUACAGUACCUCUAUGAGGACUGUAAAGAAACUUCUGACGUUAAAGAAAUUUACUGAAACUUCUUAAAUACACACCUGAUCAAAUCCUAAAUAACCAAGACUUCAGUACAAAACACACCAGUCAUAGUAAACGGUAUCAAAAAUAUGCUAAUGUAUGUGUGAAUACGAUAAAAAUCUGCUCAGUGCUGAAGCACGUCAGAGCUGGAAAAUGAGCAGUGGUGUGAUUCAACGGGUCGUCAGAGCAUGAAUUUACAUAGAAAAGAGAAUCUGACCAGACAUUUGAUAAGAGCUUUUGAUGUUUGAGCUACAAACAGAUUUCUGUUCGCACCCAAACAUCACUGAUGUUUGGUAUUCACUGACAUCGGUUCCUUGAGCUCAGUCAACAACACGUGUAGUCCAAAGAUACCCUGUGGAGGUUUCUUGUAAACAAAAGCUAUGUUUGCAUUUUGUGUAUUGUUUACAGCCUCUAAUAGAUGUGUGAGGUGCAUUUCGUUCCUCAUAAAACACCUUCAAUGAUUUAAUUAUUUUAAAUCCAGCUUUGGUUAAGUCCUUGGUGAGCAGCUUGCAUUCUUGCUUGCCUUUUUUGGUGCACUGCUGUGUAUCUUGACACAUUAUUGCCACCUUUAGACAAAUGGUGUAGACGCUGGUAGCAUCACCUGCAUGACCACAUUUCAUGCAUGUGUGAGUACACAAGAUAAACAAAACAGGGACACACUCAGAAAAAAAAUACUUCAUAGAGCUGGUAUGUUUAAAAAAAACUCCACAGGGUACCUUUAAUUGUGAAAUGCAGCAACAAAAUAAAACCAAACCUGUAAUCACAAAUAUGAAACGGGCAACAUACCAGUAAGACUGGAGAUUAACUUAAAUUCUUAAGCUUCACUUAUGUCCUGCUCACAUGCAGUUAUCUUUCCCCCUCUUUGUGUUUUGUUGUUUUGCUCACUAAUGGAUGUUUUGCACAUAUACCUGACUUGGUGCAGGACUCUGGUUUAGGUUUUUGUUUAAAACUAUGCAAUGCUGCCUUGUGUGUGUGUGUGUGGCCCUCGAUUAAGUUUUGUUGUAUUCUGUAGCAUCAAGAGACAACAAUCAUAUCUUUGUUUUGCAAUUGUUUGUCAUUUUGUACACGGUUAAUUUUGCUAUUUAUUUUCUGACUGAUUGUUCUGAGACAUGUGGUCACUGAAGAUUUCUACAGAUUUUAUGAAUUUUAUUGGUUUUAUGAUCGCUCCGUUUUUACGCAGACCUAAGUUUUCACAAAAAUAGCUCCUGCUUCAGCCGCCACAAACAGCCUGUUAGCAUUCAAACUCUACUUCCUAGCCUGCACAGCCUCAAGCAUAUGCCAUUGUCAAGUGACUAUGUUAAUAAACAGGUCUGUGUUGGCAGCAGCAAAGAUGCAUAGCUGAGUUGUGGGAGCCAGAGGCAGGCUGUAUCAUCUGAACAGCAUUUGGCCUGCUUUUCCUCCCACUGAGCCCCUCGGUUUAGACAUGGCUGCAUCUGCCAUUUAUGACAACAAAAACUGAGUCUCUCUCCUAUUUCCCGUGUUGUGGAUAUUUUCACAGUGUUCAACAUAAUUAUUAUCAGGAGAUGACAUUUUAUCGUCGGACAGCGUGAGCUUGUUCAGGGAGUUAUGGCACGGUUUUCUUGGCUUGCUGCACCAUCUUAACAAGUAAUUGCAAACAAAUGAGAAGGGUAGAGAAUUAAGUCAUGCCUUUUAUUGUUCAUAAAAACAGUUGUGCCAAAAUUGUCAUGUCUUUUUUUUUUCUUCUCGAUAAUUCACUCAUUGAAAGAAGUUAAAGGUACAAAUGAACAAGAGUAUAGUCACGCAGCUAUACUUGAUGUCCAUCUGGUAUCUACACUACAGUUCUGUCAGGAGACUGCUUCAUUCUCGUAUGAUUCAUCAUCACACUCUCUGAAUGUUCUCUGCUUUCCAGCAGCAGUGCCACACCUAUAUGACCUAAUAGCUUUUUUUCCCACAAUAUGGCUCAGGCUGGAUUGGGUCUGAAUUGUGCUUCACUGACUCAGAUUGUUAAGUUUCUCCUUUCCCAAACAAGUUACUGUAAAUUUGUUAUGUGAGCGUGUUGUAUGAAACGGGAAAAUCUUAAUUCAAGUCUUUUGUACAGAUCUUUCCAGGUAUGCAAAAUGAAUGUGAUUGUUUUUCAUUUUCUCUGUAAAAGGUUUCUUACAACAGAGCUGAAAACAUGUUCUUGUUUUAAUUACUUUUAUUUUACGGCAGCUUAAAUUGAAUUCCUUGGUCAUAACAAUUCAAAAAUACUAGAACUAGAUCUGAUGUUAAGUUCAAGAAUUUAAGAUCUGGGAAAGAUCGGUUUGACUUGAAAAUGAAAAUGUGUUACAACACUGCAUUUAAAGCAAAUCUGAAUACU
Messenger RNA from Stegastes partitus (bicolor damselfish), 3943 nucleotides. RefSeq names its product SEC22 homolog A, vesicle trafficking protein (gene sec22a). Gene Ontology annotation, biological process: endoplasmic reticulum to Golgi vesicle-mediated transport. The record is from RefSeq and is a predicted model, not a curated record. Bases 135 to 1046 code for a protein of 303 amino acids. NCBI's taxonomy places the organism in Eukaryota, Metazoa, Chordata, Actinopteri, Pomacentridae. The transcript has 7 exons.